CAGUUAUAGGUUAUGUUCCUGUCAAAAAAUAUAACCUAUAACUAAAAUCCUUUUAGAUUAGUAUUACAGAAAAGUAUCUUUGAUUUUAAUCACCGUUUAUUGCUUAUUUAAUGUAUUAAAAAUAUAUUGUCUUUAUAAGUAAGCUAAAAAACGGUGAAAAAAUCAUGAAUGCUUUUCAGAAAUGUCGAAACACCUCGGAUGUGGAGCCCCUUUACCUCCCACAGCAGUUAUUUUUAAAGCCCUUAGCCCAAAUAACGGUUACAGUGAAAUUACCUGAAAAAUUAGUGGGAAAAACGAUUUCGAAUUGGGAUUUAAUGGAGAAGAUUAAGGAGUUGAUCAAACCGGAUGAAUUCGCUUUAUUAAAAGUUUCUAAAAGCACUCUGGAAUACAUAAAAUUCGACGGAGAUUUAGACGACAGGAAUAAAAUAGAAAGUAUAGUGGUUAAGCUGCAUAAUAAAAUGAUCAAAUUGAAGGAGUUCAAUCAUUUAUUUAUGAUAAAAGCGUUCGAAACGAAACAAGAAUUCCCAAAUCAACACAUUUGGGAUUCCUUUUUUAGGGAAGCUAAAGAUAUGGAUGAAAGAAAACCGGGGGAGCGCCCAGAUACGCUUCAUAUUUCCAACUUACCCAUACGUUGGUUUUUAUUAAACCACUCCGACGAUGACCCCAAGCCAUCGGAGAAGAUUUUAAAACGAAUUUUCGAAAAAUUUGGUCGCAUACGAAACGUUGAUAUCCCCAUUUGUGACCCAUACAGGAAGCAGAUGAAAUCGUAUAUGUCGGGGCUUUUAACUUUUAGUUUUGAUGAAAAAGAUUUUUUCGAGGCGUAUAUCCAAUUUAAAGAUUACCAAGGAUUCGUUAAAGCCAUGGAUAGUUUGCGAGGAAUGAAGCUUUUACAUAAAGAUGAAGACGCUUUUGAGAAUUACGCCGUUUCUAUCAAAGUAGAUUUUGAUAAAACUAAACACAUGACCGAAGCGGCUAUUAAAAGGAGAGAAAUCGUCCGCGAGAGGCUAAUUAAGCGCCAAAAACAGAAGGAGGACAAAGAGAAAUAUGAGAGCAGGUUAAAAAUGAAAGAUGCUGAAGAGGAAAGAAAGAAAGAACGCUCAUUAAAGGAAGAAAAAGAAAAAAGGAGGCGUCAACGCGAGGAGAAGCGAAAAGCAAAGAUUUUGGAGCAGCUCAAAAACAGCGAAGCGGAUGAGAUUAACGCAAAAAUAGCUAAAGAAGAGAAAAAGUUGUUGAAAGCACAAAGAAAAUUAGAAGCAAUAAGAUUAGUUGAAGAAUUAUUUCGCAGAAUCAAAGUUAAACAUGAAGAUGAGUUAACACCGUUUGAAAAGAAUAAAAACUCAGUUACUGAAUUAAGCAAAUACAAAUUAUCAUCAGAAAAAGAACACCAAGAACAAAGAAACAAACUCCACAAAAUCAUCGAAAGCCGCGUCGUUUUAAAAACAGUUCUCAAUAAAUCCAUUAAAGACACCCCCCAUCUCUCAGACUCCGAUACAUCCCUCUCCCCAGAUGAAUCCCCCCCAAAAAAGCGAAUCACAACCAUCGAAAACCCCCCAGAACAACCAUAUCAUUUUCUCCCUUACAUCCCCCCAAUUUACCCCGAUGUACGAACUCUCCAAUACUACUCUUAUCUCCCGCGAAGACCCCAAAGAGGGGGUCAAGGACCAUCACGUUCUUACAGAAAUUUUCGGCAACGUGGUCGAAAUCGCAAUCUUUUUUAUCCGCCGGAGGUUCAAGACCAAUAUCAAAGAUAUUUUAAUAAAUUUUUAAGGCGAAGCUCUAAGUCGAGGAGUUAUUCGAGAAGUCGAUCCAGAUCGAGAUCGAGGAAACGAUCGAGGAGGAGUUAUAGUAGAUCUAGAAGGAGUUAUACUCCUAGGAGGAGUUAUUCGAAAGAAGGCAGAUCGAGGAGUACCGAAAGGACGAAAAGUCGGAGUGUUUCGAGGGAACGCAGAAGGAGGAGGUCGAAUUCUCGUAGAUCAACUAGUGUGGAUAGUUCGAAGUUUGUGUCGCCGAAAAGUUUGAAAAUUAUGAAAGAGAAAAUGUCUGAGUGGUCAAGAACACCUUCUCCAAGAAAAUAAUUAUAACAAAAAAUUAUUAUUUUAGAUUUUAAGAAGAAAGAAGAA
Messenger RNA from Onthophagus taurus, 2120 nucleotides. RefSeq names its product A-kinase anchor protein 17A (gene Xe7). The record is from RefSeq and is a predicted model, not a curated record. Gene Ontology annotation, molecular function: RNA binding. Lineage: Eukaryota; Metazoa; Arthropoda; Insecta; Coleoptera; Scarabaeidae.